GAGGGGGAGCGGGAACCGCCGGCCCGGCCCGACCCGCGCGAGGCCCCUCAGAGCGCGGACUGUGAGGUUGCUGUGUUUUCUGUCAAAAUGAAUGGAGAAGAGGAAACAUGGAAAGAGCUGGAUGCCGAAUUUGAUCGCUGCAUUGUGGAUGUGAAGCCUCACAUACUAAAGCUGCAGCAUAGGUCAGAACGCCAGAGGUGUGCUCUGUGGGUUAAAAAACUGUGUGAGCCCUCAGGAGCGGGUACAGGAAUAGCGGGAAGGAAGAAUCGGAACUCAUAUGCAAAACUUUUGCUCCACAUGCUGAAACGAGGAGUGCUAGAAGAUCCUUUUACACAUGAACCAGAACCAGGAAUGCUGAAAACAUUACCUUCAUACAUGUUAAUUUAUUUUGAUGAACCAAAUUCAACAAGAAUUCAAAGUAGUAGCCCAGACUACCUGCCUGACUGGGUGAUGGGAGAGUUAGGAGAAGGUGGAUCCGUGCAUGAGGAAUUGUGGACUUUAUCUUCUAAAGAAGAGUCAUCUUCAACAACAGCAGUUACAUAUGAAGAGAGAUUCAAGUACGAUGGGAAGCCAACACUGAGAUCACAGUCUGUGAGUCCUCUUCUCCAGAAUGAUGGUGAUGACCUAGCAGCACCUCUGCCUGACCAUCAUCAUAAGAAAACUAUUUCUGUGGAUGACAGUGACCUUGAUGCACGUCUCAGUAGUUGGAAUCUUGGGCUUGAAAAUCCAAGAUAUUUACGGGAAAAACCAAUCCCAGUGUCUUUGAAGACAUCCAAAAUUGGCCUAGGAAAAGGUAGCAGUUUCCAGGAAGACCCAGCACUGUUUCGAAUGCACGAGAAGGAGCUAGACAUGAAAAUGAAAAUGAUGGAAGGUAAAUUUCAUGAAGAAAGACUUCAAUUACAGCAGAAGCAUGAUUCUAAUGUUCAAAAGAUUUUGGAUCGGAAGAAUGAUGAAAUAGAGUUGCUGAAAUCCCUCCACAAAUCCAAACAAAAUGAAGCCGAGGAGACAAUUAGAAAACUGGAGAAGAAAGUUCAGACCCUACUCCGUGAGUCACAAGUCAUCAGAGAAGCAAUGGAAAAGCAGAUUGUAGAGUUAAAGAAGAUGUGUGAGAAAAGCACUGAGUCUUUGAACAAUGAGUGGGAGAAAAGGCUUCACAAUGCUGUGGCCGAAAUGGAAAAGGAGAAGUUCAGUAUUAGGAAGAAGCACGCAGAAGACAUGAGGGACCUGCUUGAGGUCACCAAUGCUCGUCUUAGCAAAAUGGAGGAGGAUUAUAUGGAUCAAAUAGAGUCAACUAACCAGACAGUCAAAAAUCUGGAGGCUCGAGUGCAACAGUUGAUGGUUGAGGCUGAAAACAGUAAUUUACAGCGUCAGAAGUUAUCCCAGGAAAAGACCGAAGCAGAACAAUGUUACCAGGCAGUAUGCUCUGAACUUCAGGAAAUGAAGGCAAGGCACAAGUUGUUUCUGGAAGGCAAGGACCGUAUUGUACAGGAAUAUGAGGAGAGCAUUCAGCAACUACAAAGUAAAUAUGAUGUUGAUAUAAAUGUUAUGAAGCAGGAGCAUGCUCUCUCUACAGCUAAGGCAUCUGAUGUGAUUGAGGAGUUACAGCAUAGUGUGUGUCUAUUAAAACAACAGUUACAAGCUUCAGAACAUCAAAGAGAGCAGCAACUGAGGGAUCAAGACCAUAAACUUCAACAAGACAAGCUUCGCUUGGAGACUGUAUAUGAAAAGCAGAUUCUUGGCAUCCAGAAUGAUCUUGAUAAAGAAAGAGGGGAUGCCCAGAAGAAAAUUCACAAGCUGGAGGAGACUUUGAAGGAGAAGGAGGAGCAGCUGACUCGGGUGACAGAGGUACAGAGGCUGCAGGCCCAGCAGGCAGAUGCUGCCCUAGAGGAGUUUAAGCGGCAGGUGGAGCUGAACUCAGAAAAAGUCUAUGCUGAAAUGAAACAGCAGAUGGAAAAGGUUGAAGCAGAUCUAAGCAGAUCAAAAGUGCUCCGGGAAAAGCAAUCCAAAGAAUUCUCCUGGCAACUGGAAGAGCUCAAGCAGAGAUACGAGCAGCAGAUAGUGGAGCUGAAGCUGGAGCAUGAACAGGAGAAGACGCACCUAUUCCAGCAGCACAACGCAGAGAAGGACUGCCUGGUCCGACACCACGAACGGGAAAUCGAGAAGCUGGAGAAGCAGAGUCGCGCUGCCAUGGCAGAGCACGAGAGCAAAACUCAGGAAUGCAGGAAGCGAGACGGGCAGGUUAUCUGUGAUCUGGAAAACCAAAUCCACAAGCUGACGGAAGAGCUCAUUCAGGUGAAAGCUCAGCAGAAGCAGCAGCUGAUGGAGCUGAGCCUUCAGAGGGAGCAAGAGAGGCAGAGGGCAGCGCGAGAUCACAGGGCAGCGGUCAGUCAGCUGAAAGCAGAGACCGAAAGGAUGGUGCAGGACCUGAAGAAGGUGCAUGCUGCAGAGACAGAGAAGGCCUUGGACAAGGCCAACGGCCGACUGAAGCAGAUGGAGAAAGAGUGCAGCCAGAAGCUGGCCAAGUCCUCGCAGAUCAUAGCUGAACUUAAGACAACCAUUUCCUCUCUGACAGAAGAGAACAGCCAGCAGCAGCUCGCUGCAGAGCAGCGGCUCCAGGAAGUUGUACAACAGUUUGAAGAUAAGAAGCAGCAGCUGAUUACAGAUAAUAACAGAGCAAUCAAGACCCUACAAGAUGAAGCGGAGCGUUCCCGCAUCCAGGCACGGGCUGCAGAGAAGAAGCUACAGCGCAGGGAGCUGGAGACCCACGAGCAGGUGACCCAUAUACGACAAGAAUAUGAAACCAAACUCAAAACUCUAAUGCCAGCAUCUUUGAGGCAGGAACUUGAAGACACCAUUGUAUCUUUAAAAUCUCAGGUAAAUAUUCUGCAGAAAAGAGCCUCCGUCCAGCAGGAAGAGCUGAACGCCUACCCCACCAGGAGGUAGCUGCUGGAGCUGUUGGAUUUCUUUGAUCGCCAAAUGGACUGCUUUCAAUAGGUUUGAAGAUUUGGCUCUUGUAAAUUAAAAUGCAAAGAUCAGUGGCUGUUUUAUUAGCACACAAAGUGCAAUGAAAUUCAUGAAAACAUAUCCAUUGCUCAUGCCAGAAUUUUUUUUUUAGUUGUACCUUGCUUCCUUCCAUUAUUUUUUUAUCAUCAUCUCAUCACAGACUUACACUUCCAAUAUACUGUGUUGAUUCUGCUUGCUUUCCAAGAGGAAGUUUCCUCUACUAACAUUUUGUUACUACUUCCUCGUACCAUUCUUUUCACUCUUAUACAUGAAGAAAAUCCCAUUUUCUAUUAUUAAUGUCCAAGAUUUUUUAACAAAUUUGACAUCGUUUUGCGUCCAUGUGUUUACAUAAGAUUAAAAUAUUAUUUU
Messenger RNA from Lagopus leucura (white-tailed ptarmigan), 3372 nucleotides. It is a transcript of the gene CEP112, whose product is annotated as centrosomal protein 112. The coding region runs from base 88 to 2943 and encodes 951 amino acids. Lineage: Eukaryota; Metazoa; Chordata; Aves; Galliformes; Phasianidae. The record is from RefSeq and is a predicted model, not a curated record. The transcript is spliced from 27 exons.